Limulus polyphemus (Atlantic horseshoe crab) is the source of this 3854-nucleotide messenger RNA. Its product is annotated as follicle-stimulating hormone receptor-like. Gene Ontology annotation, biological process: G protein-coupled receptor signaling pathway. Gene Ontology annotation, molecular function: G protein-coupled receptor activity; protein-hormone receptor activity; protein binding. The coding region runs from base 1 to 3684 and encodes 1227 amino acids. The transcript is spliced from 11 exons. The record is from RefSeq and is a predicted model, not a curated record. Gene Ontology annotation, cellular component: membrane. Lineage: Eukaryota; Metazoa; Arthropoda; Merostomata; Xiphosura; Limulidae.
AUGAAUCAACUUGGGGGACCAGUACCACUCAGAAAGAUACCUGCAACAAGUGGUACCCCAACCGUGUUAAGCAAAUUGCGGCGUCUUGUAACGGGUGUAAAUCCACGAACACAAAGAGAAAUAAACAACAACAACCUAAAAUAUUUGCCCGAAGCGCUGUCCAGUCUUCAUCGUCUAAGAGAGUUAACGUUUGUCAACAACCGGAUCUCCUACGUCCCUGACAAGGCCUUCAAGAACAAUCGACAAUUGACUCUGCUUGAGAUGGGAAGAAACCCGAUCGAGGACGUGGGAAGAUUUGCUUUUUCUAAUCUUCCGAACCUGAAAGAAUUGGUUCUCAGGGAAGUUCACCACCUAGCGGAAUUUCCUGACCUGAACGGUACAACCGCUUUGGAACAUAUUCUGUUAAACAGGGGUCUCUUACAGAAAGUACCAUCCUGGUUUUGCAGUCAGACACCGCACCUGAAGAGUCUCAACCUGAAAUCCAAUCGACUCUCGAAACUUCCAGAACUUGGAAACUGUGCGGAACUUCGUCUUAUAGAUCUCAGCUAUAACCACAUCUCAUCCUUAGAGGAAACCCCAUUCAGAAACCAAAUAAAACUAAUUGAUCUAUUUCUGGGAAACAACCUCAUUGAGUGCAUACCCGAAGAUUCUUUUGUGGGAUUACAGAGUCUUCAAGUGAUGGACUUGAAGAACAACCGGAUUACGUACAUUCACGUCAAUGCUUUUGCGCAUGUGUCAAAGUUAAGAGAUCUGAAUCUUGGAAACAACCAGUUUUCUACUCUACCAACCGAUGGUUUACAAAAUUUACAGCAGCUCAAGACUUUCAACAAUCCUAACCUUAAGGACUUUCCACCACCGGAAUCAUUUCCGCGGGCCCACAAAUUAGUCCUGUCGUAUGCUUACCACUGCUGUGCAUUCCUUCCUAAGGCUCACAAACCCUCUACUCUACAAGAAACUAUCGUAUGGCUAUCGAAAGAUGACGUCGACAUGAGUAUCUGGAACAAUAACAUGACUGAUGUUUGGCCUGGCUACGGCAACUUCUCUUCUACAUUCACGGAGUUUAUGGACCAGUUGUGGAAGUCAAGAGGUCGAGAUUACAGCGCUCCUGAAAACUCGGCUCAGUACACUGAGGAUUACUUUGAAGAUUACAAGUCUGCUUACAACAGCGAAGAAUCUCUUCUUUCUCAGUACCCAGUACAGUGUAUACCACGGCCCGACCCCUUUAUGCCGUGCGAGGAUUUAUUUGGUUGGUGGACGUUACGAUGUGGAGUGUGGAUCGUAUUUCUACUCGCCAUGUUAGGUAAUGGCGUCGUUGUUUUCGUUCUUCUCUUUGGUCGUAGCAAAAUGGACGUCCCCAGGUUUCUAGUAUGCAACUUGGCGGUUGCAGACUUCUUCAUGGGUAUUUAUUUAGGGCUUCUAGCAGUUGUAGACGCUUCAACUCUUGGAGAAUUUAGGGUAUUCGCUAUCGCCUGGCAGACAUCGACAGGCUGCCAAGUAGCUGGAUUCCUGGGGGUUCUGAGCAGCGAGUUAUCAGUGUACACCUUAUCCGUCAUAACUCUGGAACGGAAUUACGCAAUCACUCACGCCAUGCAUCUCAACAAACGACUGUCUCUCAGACAUGCUGGUUACAUCAUGAUCUGCGGGUGGGUGUUCGCUCUGAUCAUGGCUUCAAUGCCUUUGUUUGGGGUCAGUGACUAUAGGAAGUUCGCCAUUUGUCUACCGUUUGAGACCGAUCCAGCAGUGUCUCUAGGUUAUGUUGUGUUUCUGAUUCUUGUUAACGGCGUUGCGUUUCUCAUCCUGAUGGGAUGCUACCUGAAGAUGUACUGUGCCAUCAGAGGAUCCCAUGCCUGGAAUUCCAAUGACUCGCGCAUUGCCAAGAGAAUGGCUCUACUCGUCUUUACAGACUUCGUCUGUUGGGCACCAAUCGCAUUUUUCUCCCUUUCUGCUGUGUCGGGUCUGAAUCUGAUAUCUUUGGAGGAAGCCAAAGUCUUCACCAUAUUUGUUCUGCCAUUCAACAGCUGUGCCAAUCCGUUUCUGUAUGCCAUCUUCACUAAACAGUUUAAGAAGGAUUGUGUAUUGAUCUGCAAGAGAAUAGAGGAAUCUCGGGUAACGCGUGGAAUUGGCCGAUGUCGUCACAGCUCCAACUUUUCAAACAGACAUACACCAGCCAACACAAACUCUGCAGUUGAAAGGAAGAGCGGCGGAAAUGAUCUUCCACCUUGCCAUUGCGGUGUUCAUAUGGUUACUGACGGAGGUAGAAGAAGACGGUGGAAGCGAGUGGUUAUGAGGUAUUUAAUGUGCCAAAACCAGACGGGGGAAUCCGAAAGUAAUGACUAUACAUACGCUAUCGCACAGAUUCAGAAAAACAUGGGGCGUGGAACGAAACGGGCAACAAGCAUCUCCAGUGAGAACUUCUCCUCCCGAUCAGACAGUUGGAGACAAGGCAACAUCCCCCCGCGGGGUGGACGCCCCAAUCUCAAGCGAAAGUUUUCCCAAGAUUCUAACAUGUCUUCCAGUAGACAAGAUUCUUCUACAUCUACCAUCCGAAUUUCCCGAUCCAGUGUUAGUAGUGACUCUUCAAAUCAUCGGCCAGGGCUACUCAAUUUUCGUGAACGUCGUGGUCUCACAGACAGUGGUCAGCUUGUACGACCUUUAGGGAGCGUCCGAGAAAAAAUACCUACCAGUUACGAACCUUCCUCUUGUAUAGCUCGUGAUAAACCGCGUCUCUGCCGUCAGGCAGCGGUGGAUGAUACUUGUCAUCAGCAACAGAUAGUCAGAAAAUCGGACAUUAGACACGCGCAGAAUUCACAACAAGAUAUGUUAUGCCAUAGCUCUUUAAGGAAAGAUCGAAGUUCACCUUUGUCUUUCAAGAGUAAAGAACUCGAAGUUAAAUUUAAAUGUUUCUAUAACAGGUUAGCUGAAACGAGUCAUGAAGACAGCAGCGACAUUUCUACUUAUAAAGAUGACCAUAUUCUUGCUCGUAGUGACCAAUCCGCAGGAGAUCAAAAGAUUGAUUCAUCAAACACUAACGAUACAUCCUUUUCUGAUCCGUCCACUCAAGAGGGUCAAAAGAAAGAUGCCUUCUUUCAUCCGCGAAUUGCCAUUAAAGAGGAUCCGGGACAUGACAGUUGCCAAGACAACGAGAGAGAUGUUUACAAAUGGCUACAGCAAAAUGCCAAAGAAAACUUGCAAGAAACUGAAGAGAUGUUUCUUGGAAACGUCGUUAAUAUCUACGAUUCUUCCCUUCUCAAUGUUAGUGCUGAUAAUGUCUCCAACAAUGAAUCUAACAUCACGUCUAGCGUUGGUUUGGUCAGUAGGUUGACUCCAAGCCGUAAAGUGGCAUCUGAUAACUCUCUGAAAAAGCUGUCGCUGAAAAGCUUGCCAGUACCGUUAGGGUCUUUUUCUAGUCAAAGUUCCCGAAAAAACCUAAAAUUAAAAUCGGGAAGUCAGUGCCAAUUGAAAACAAGUCCUACGAGGACAUUGAGAUGUUCUAAAAGCGAAACUAUUAUACACCAACACUGUCUUGAUGAUUUUUCAGAAUGGAGGCUCUUAAAUCCUCGCAUGGAAGCUCGAGGAUACGAUCCUGAGUCUAGUAUGGACGAGGAUACAUACUACCUGUCGUUUCGUACACCAAAUACCGUAACUGGCUCUGGGGUAGAAGCGCAACAAUGGGAAAAAAACUAAUUCGAGAAACACAACAGUUAACAUAGAACGUCGCCAAUCAAGACUAGAAUAACGAAUAAUGUAAAUAAUACUGUGAUGAAUAGAAGCACUUUAAGAUACAUAAAGUGUUACUUCUUUCUCUAGCCCCCCCCAAUGGCACAGCGGUAUGUCUGCGGACUUACAACACUAGA